Molecule: messenger RNA, 1371 nt
Organism: Puma concolor (puma)
Lineage: Eukaryota; Metazoa; Chordata; Mammalia; Carnivora; Felidae
Gene: SLC18B1
Product: solute carrier family 18 member B1
Biological process (GO): transmembrane transport
Molecular function (GO): transmembrane transporter activity
Source: RefSeq, a predicted model, not a curated record
AUGGACGCGCCGGGGGACUGCGAGGGCCCACGCCUCCCCGGAGGUGAUGGCCCUCCAGGAGGUACAAGAGAGACAUCCAGACAGCUUUCAAGAGAACAGCUUUUUGUGCUGAUAUCGGCAGCUUCCAUUAACUUGGGUUCUAUGAUGUGCUAUUCUAUCCUUGGACCCUUUUUCCCCAAGGAGGCUGAAAAGAAAGGAGCCAGCAAUACAGUUACCGGUAUGAUCUUUGGAUGUUAUGCUUUAUUUGACUUGCUGGCAUCUUUGGUAUUUGGAAAAUACCUUGUACAUAUUGGAGCAAAAUUUAUGUUUGUGGCAGGAAUGUUUGUCUCAGGAGGAGUUACAGUUCUCUUUGGUGUGUUGGACCAAGUUCCAGGAGGACCGGUAUUUACCGCUAUGUGUUUUCUAGUGAGAAUAGCAGACGCAGUCAGCUUUGCGGCGGCAAUAACUGCAUCUUUUUCUAUUCUUGCAAAGGCUUUUCCAAACAGUGUGGCCACGGUGUUGGGAAGUCUUGAGAUUUUUUCUGGCCUGGGACUAGUGUUAGGGCCCCCUUUAGGUGGCUUCUUGUAUCAAUCCUUUGGCUAUGAGGUGCCUUUUAUCUUUCUGGGAUGCAUAGUUCUGCUGAUGGUACCACUCAACAUGUACAUUUUACCUAAUUAUGACUCUGAUCCAGGUGAACACUCAUUCUGGAAACUCAUCACAUUACCCAAGAUUGCACUUAUAGCCUUCGUCAUCAACUCCCUCAGCUCAUGUUUUGGCUUCCUUGAUCCUACUCUGUCUCUCUUUGUUCUGGAGAAGUUUAAUUUACCAGCUGGCUAUGUGGGACUGGUAUUCCUGGGUUUGGCACUAUCCUACGCCAUUUCUUCACCGCUGUUUGGUUUACUAAGUGAUAAAAUACCACAUCUCAGGAAAUGGUUUCUGGUUUCGGGAAACAUAAUCACAGCCGGAUGCUACAUGCUCUUGGGACCUAUCCCGGUCUUGCACAUUCAAAGUCAGCUCUGGCUGCUGGUGCUGAUAUUAGUCUUGAAUGGCGUCUCUGCUGGAAUGAGUAUCAUUCCAACCUUCCCGGAGAUUCUCAGUUGUGCAUACGAAAAUGGAUUUGAAGAAGGAUUAAGUACCUUGGGACUUGUGUCGGGGCUCUUCAGUGCCAUGUGGUCAGUUGGUGCUUUUAUAGGACCCACACUGGGUGGAUUUCUUUAUGAGAAAAUUGGUUUUGAAUGGGCAGCUGCUGUGCAAGGUCUUUGGGCUCUGACAAGUGGAUUGGCGAUGGGCUUGUUUUACCUGUGGGAGCACGCACAGAGAAGAAGAUCUAAACUCCAAAAUAUCCUCGGCACAGAGGAAGAGCAAACUGCUCUCUUACCUGAUGAAAUCUAG